Heterocephalus glaber (naked mole-rat) is the source of this 1565-nucleotide messenger RNA. RefSeq names its product NSF attachment protein alpha (gene Napa). NCBI's taxonomy places the organism in Eukaryota, Metazoa, Chordata, Mammalia, Rodentia, Bathyergidae. Gene Ontology annotation, biological process: regulation of synaptic vesicle priming; synaptic transmission, glutamatergic; SNARE complex disassembly. Gene Ontology annotation, molecular function: soluble NSF attachment protein activity; syntaxin binding. Gene Ontology annotation, cellular component: terminal bouton; synaptobrevin 2-SNAP-25-syntaxin-1a complex; vacuolar membrane. The record is from RefSeq and is a predicted model, not a curated record.
AGGCGGCGCGCGCCGGUGCGACGUCAACGCAGCUUGCUGCGUUCGCUGGGCUGCGUACCGCGGCCGGGCCGCGGCGGAGUCCUUCAGGGUUCGAUCGGGCAGUUUGCUGGAAACCUUUGCGGCCGACAUGGACAACUCUGGGAAGGAGGCGGAGGCGAUGGCACUACUGGCCGAGGCGGAGCGCAAAGUGAAGAACUCUCAGUCCUUCUUCUCUGGCCUGUUCGGAGGCUCAUCUAAAAUAGAGGAAGCAUGCGAAAUCUAUGCCAGAGCAGCGAACAUGUUCAAAAUGGCCAAAAACUGGAGUGCUGCUGGAAACGCUUUCUGCCAGGCUGCCCAGCUUCACCUGCAGCUCCAGAGCAAGCACGACGCGGCCACCUGCUUUGUGGAUGCCGGUAAUGCCUUCAAGAAAGCUGACCCCCAAGAGGCCAUCAGCUGUUUGAUGAGAGCCAUCGAGAUUUACACAGACAUGGGCCGAUUCACAAUCGCAGCCAAGCACCACAUCUCCAUUGCUGAGAUCUAUGAGACAGAGCUUGUGGACAUUGAGAAGGCCAUCGCGCACUAUGAGCAGUCUGCAGACUACUACAAAGGCGAGGAGUCCAACAGCUCAGCCAACAAGUGUCUGCUGAAGGUGGCUGGCUAUGCCGCCCAGCUGGAGCAGUACCAGAAAGCCAUCGACAUCUACGAGCAGGUGGGGACCACCGCCAUGGACAGCCCCCUGCUCAAGUACAGCGCCAAGGACUACUUCUUCAAGGCGGCACUCUGCCACUUCUGCAUCGACUCGCUCAACGCCAAGCUGGCUGUCCAGAAGUACGAGGAGCUGUUCCCAGCCUUCUCUGAUUCCCGGGAAUGCAAGCUGAUGAAAAAGUUGUUAGAAGCCCACGAGGAGCAGAAUGUGGACAGCUACACAGAGUCGGUGAAGGAGUACGACGCCAUCUCUCGGCUGGACCAGUGGCUCACCACUAUGCUCCUGCGCAUCAAGAAGACCAUCCAGGGCGAGGAGGAGGACCUGCGCUAGGCCACCACCUCCCAUCCCUGCUCGUCUGGUCUGCAGCAGAGGGAGCUGGGCUGAGACUUCCACCUUCCUCCUGGCCCAGCCGGGGAGUCCCACAGGCCGCUCAGCAGCACCUCGGGCCGCCAGAGGCCAGGCCACUGUCCAGUCACCUCUGUUCUUGCUACAUCCCUCACCCCUGCCUGUCUAUUUAAGCCCCUAACGGUGUCCUCCACCCUGAAACCAGCUGUAGGAAUCUGAUUCAGACCUCCUGUGUGGGUGCUGCUAGGAGUCAGAGGCCAGCAUUUGGUCCCCAGCACCUGACCAGCUGAGUUGAGUGGCUGGUUUCUGCCCCUACUUUGGCCUGUGGCAGAGCUCAGCCCAAGCGGCCACUGAGCCCUGCUCUCACCGCCAGGGGUGGCUACCCCUGCACCCUGGCCUCCUGCAGCCCCAACCUCUCAGGUUAGACCAGGGCUCUGGAGCCACCCUGCAAUGCUCCUCCCCUGUGCUUGAGGUUUGGUCUGGUGGUUGGAAGCUCCAGAUGCCCCAAGAAGGAAAAUAAAAAUCCCCACUUUUG